AUGAAGAAGGAUCAAGAGGAAUGGCAUGAUAGUGAGAGAGAACUUUCUUACAUGCAUUGCGAAGGAAUAAUGUCCGGUGAAUUGAAACACGGUCCAUUAGCGAUGGUUGAUGAGAAUUUACGCAUUUGCAUGAUCAUCUGCAAGGACACAGUAUAUUCGAAGUCGCUGAACGCUUUACAACAAGUGGUAGCCAGAGGUGGAGCGCCGAUCAUUAUUGCUGACAGACAGUGCGGAAAA
Ostertagia ostertagi is the source of this 237-nucleotide messenger RNA. The record is from the annotation of a GenBank genome assembly. NCBI's taxonomy places the organism in Eukaryota, Metazoa, Nematoda, Chromadorea, Rhabditida, Trichostrongylidae.